Aphidius gifuensis is the source of this 1344-nucleotide messenger RNA. RefSeq names its product RNA-binding protein pno1. Gene Ontology annotation, cellular component: nucleolus. The transcript is spliced from 3 exons. The coding region runs from base 602 to 1318 and encodes 238 amino acids. Gene Ontology annotation, molecular function: RNA binding. The record is from RefSeq and is a predicted model, not a curated record. NCBI's taxonomy places the organism in Eukaryota, Metazoa, Arthropoda, Insecta, Hymenoptera, Braconidae.
GCUCCUGUAAUCCGGCUACUCGGAGGCUAGUUAUUGUGGAGGGUCUGAGACCGGGAGUUACUACAGAUAUUGGUACCCAUGUUGACUGGAUGUCCGCACUAAGCUCGCCAUCAAUAUGGGCACCCUGGAGGAGUCCGGGGUGGCCAGGUUAGCUAAGGAGGGGCGAACCGGGCCAGAGGGGAAACCCCGCAGCCAAAAGUUCCCGUGGCGUGCAGUAGUGGGAUCGCGUCCCGGAGUGGGUUCAUAUUUGUAGCCUGGUUAAUAUGAUUCGACCAAUAACUUUUUUUUUAUUUUUUUUUACAUUUUCAUAAUCUACAUAAUUUUUGCAAUUUUUACAAUAUAAAAUUAUUAUUUUUUUAUACAAUUUGCAGGCCACUAAAUUUCUAUUAGAAAUAGAAUAAUUAUUUACUAUUAUUAUUAUUUUUUUCUCAGCCAGCUACACUAGCGCCUCGUGGCUGCAACGAUAAAUAUUGUAACUAAGUUAUAUUAUUAUUAUAUUAUUUUGUCAUCCAUUUAUCAGCACAUGUUGUAAAUUUAUCAACUGAAUUUAUAAAAAACAUUACAAAUUUAAUUGUUGAUUGAAAAAAAAAUAACAAUAAAUAUGAGUAUUGAUAAUGUAAAAGGUCAUGAUACCAAUGUGGGUAAAAAAAAUGAAAGAAAAUUAUCAAAAAAACGUGUUAUGAGUGAAUCAAAAAUGGAGGUUGAUAAUCACAAUGGCAUUGAGGGUAAUGUCAAAACAAAUGCACGAGUUAAACGUUCAAGAACUGUUGAAGGUGGAGAACACAGAAAGAUACCAGUACCAGCACACAGAGUAACACCACUUAAAGAUAAUUGGGCAAAAAUAUUUACACCAGUUGUUGAACAUUUAUUUCUUCAAAUACGUUUUAAUUUAAAAUCAAGAAAUAUUGAAUUACGUACUGGUCCAGAAACACCAGAUAUAUCAAAUUUACAAAAAGCUGCUGAUUUUGUACGUGCAUUUGUUGUUGGUUUUGAAGUUGAAGAUGCACUUGCAUUAUUACGUCUUGAUGAUUUAUUUGUUGAAACAUUUCAAGUACAAGAUGUUAAACCAUUAAAAGGUGAUCAUUUAUCACGUGCUAUUGGACGUCUUGCUGGUAAAGGUGGACGUACUAAAUUUACAAUUGAAAAUGUAACUAAAACACGUAUUGUACUUGCUGAUGCUAAAAUACAUAUUCUUGGUUCAUUUCAAAAUAUUCAACUUGCUAGAAGAGCUAUUUGUAAUUUAAUUCUUGGUAGUCCACCAUCAAAAGUUUAUGGACAAUUAAGAAAUGUUGCUUGUCGUGUAUCUGAACGUUAUUAAAUAAAAAAAAGUAAUAUUAUUAUUAA